This is a messenger RNA of Betta splendens (Siamese fighting fish), 8136 nucleotides long. It is a transcript of the gene ift20, whose product is annotated as intraflagellar transport 20 homolog (Chlamydomonas). Gene Ontology annotation, biological process: intraciliary transport; centrosome localization; protein localization to cilium. The record is from RefSeq and is a predicted model, not a curated record. The coding region runs from base 163 to 561 and encodes 132 amino acids. Gene Ontology annotation, cellular component: cilium; intraciliary transport particle B; Golgi apparatus. NCBI's taxonomy places the organism in Eukaryota, Metazoa, Chordata, Actinopteri, Anabantiformes, Osphronemidae. The transcript has 6 exons.
GCGCACACAGAGGCUGCAUCGUUUGGUUCCCUAGCAGCAGCAGUGGGAGGAGCUUCGUCUGGUUUAGCAUUGGCGUUAAGACUUGGUUUUGCCACAUCGUCACAUAACAACACAGACUCUCCGGUUUUAUCGGAGACAGCGCUUUAAACAGGCCCUGCGGCCAUGGCCAAAACCCCCUUAGCCGAGGCGGGCUUUUAUUUUGAUGAACUCAACAAGCUCCGUGUACUGGAGCCUGAUGUCAGCCAGAAGACCUUGGAGCUUAAGGAGGAGUGUAAAGAAUUUGUAGACAAAAUUGGACAGUUUCAGGAGAAAGUCGGAGGUCUCAUUGAGCUGGUUGAUGAACUGGCAAAAGAGGCAGAGACAGAAAAAAUGAAGGCAAUAGGAGCCAGAAACCUGCUAAAGUCGGUUGCUAAACAGAGGGAGGCUCAACAACAGCAACUUCAGGCUCUUAUUGCUGAAAAAAAAAUGCAACUUGAGAGGUAUCGCAUUGAGCAUGAGGCAUUGUGUAAAGUGGAGACGGAACAGAAUGAGUUCAUCGACCAGUUCAUUCUGCAGAAGUGAGACUACCAUUAAUGCAGUCAAUGCCUGGCCAUGGGUGAGGCCCACCUCACAAUGGCUUUAUGGCACUCAGUUGUUUUUUAAAUCCAACCCCAAAGCUCUAGCAUUUUCAACAUCAACACUUCUCUCCUCUCUCACCUGACUUCUGCCAUGCCUGUGUGUGUGAAGCAAUAGCCAGUGAAGUAUUGUAACUUUGAAUAUAAUUAGAAAGUUAGACAUACUAGGUGUCUCAACAUCUGAGACCAACUCCAAAGAAGAUGGAGCUAUUUAUACAAAGGAAAAUAAUUUAUACUAUUUAUACUGAAGAGUUAAUUUCUAAAUCUAGUUUGAUUACUUUUGUAUUAAUUGAAAUCUUGCAUGUAUUUAAAUUCAUCUUGGGUUUUAAGUGUGAUCAUCUAAAAAUUACACUUUUAUUUCAUCCUUUAUGGUACAGUCAGUAUCUGGGCACAGUGCAGGAGGAACAGUCUACUCUAAUUUUUUUUCUUUAUGUUAAUCUUUGUCUUUUAUGCAGUAACUAGAGGACGAAUGGUUAUACUUGAAGAAAAAGUGUACAUUGUGUUAGCAAUUUGCCUGUAAAACUGGACAAAACAGUAAUACACAAGAGCAUUAGUAUGUAUUGUUAUUUUGAUAAAAAUGACUUGAUAUUUAUAUUUGUAUAAAGUUUAAUUUUUUUUUGACACUUGACCAAAGGCAUUUUUAAAAGCGGUUUCAUAUUUAUCAUAUGUAGCUUAAAGGACACAUUGGUUUUAUUUUGAGUAACAUAUUUUUAAAUCCAGGCGAUGUUAUCUGGAAGUUGAGUCAUGGCAUCUGAACUUCCUUCUUCAAUUAAAGGCUUCUGAGGAACUUUGUCAAAAACCUUAUACCUUGACACAACAGCAACUGUCACCUUGUACUUAGUUUUCCCACCUGCCACUAUUUAUGUGCUGUAGAAAAGAUUAGUGUAACAAGUCACGAUGAACAGUUACUUGUAGCUAUGAUAAUUUUCAUGAUCAAACUACUCUGGUAACAGCUUUGAUGGGAACAGCCUCCAAAAUGUGUUUUAGCUGUUCAGUUGGAUUAGUUCUAAUUUUAACCCAUUCCUGUUCACUUUCAGAUUUAUGUUUUAGCUCAAUAUCCACUGUCCAUGAUCCAUUGUGUCAUUUUAAUUCAGAAUUUAUUCUGAUAAGAACGAUACAGCAGAAUAACUUCAGAGGUUCUAUUUAGUAAAGGAGCUGGAGAUGUUUGUUUUGCUAACUAUGAUGUUUCAAUUUACAGAGAUGACACAUUUUUACAUUUUUUUUUAGUUUUCACCUUCAGGAAUUUGUAAGACAUCUUUCAGUUAGUGGCUUAACAUAAAGUAUAUUGGUGGCCUGCGUUAAUUGUGUGUGGAAUCCCAGACAUUGAGGCUUAUAACAUAUUUUUGAUAGUUCCACAGCUGGACUGCAUGGCACAAACACAGCUUGAUAUACCAAUGGAUUUUUAGGAAUGGUUUUACCUUAAAAGAAACUAGGGGAUUAUGUGUAACCUGCCUUUUUGUGUACAUCUUUCAUCCGUUAGCAUUGAUAAUCUGCACACAUUCAGGAUAAGUAUUUACACUUUAUUAAGAUACUUGCUCAGUAUGAAUGUCCAUAUUACACAUUAACAGCACAAGAGCUUGUGGCAAGGCUCCAUGUUCUCAGUAGCACCACAGUGGCCUCACAAAGUUUACUUCUUGGUAUACUGUAACAUCAAAGAAUUAAAUUAAAAAUAAUGCAGUUUUGUUUUAACUAUUAAAUACGGCCUUCACACUUACUUUAUCAAGAAUCCAAUCAGCAUCUGCUAUAGCUCUCUGGAUUAUUGAUUUUAUCCUUUGUGGGUCAUCUUCAUCUGAGUGACUGUUGUAACCCUGGAAACAUUAAUGCAACAUUAGAGCACAGGGCUGAGAAGACACGUAUAACCACCAUACAUCAACAUUUAACAAUGAACUACAUUUGUAAAAAGUCCAUAGAAACCGAAGCUGUCAAAUAAAUCAAAGUCUUGUCAGUAUUAGACAAAGCAGGCUCCAGGUCACACCACUGUCAGACCAUAUACAGUACAAAUGAGUUGAAGUUAAGGUUAGAUUCAUUAGUUGAUUGGCAGCAGCUGUGUUUCCAGCUUCACUAGUGUAAGGAUGUGCUAUUUUUUUUUGUAUUACUGUGAUUUGACUAGAUUUACUUUACGCUGGACCAUCAUUUAGAAAAAAGAAAACUUUAAUGCUGUUAUAAACGCUGUGUAGUCACAGAUCAGCGUGUCCACGCUGCGACCGGUCCGCCACAACAUUGACACUGCCAGAUAUAAAACACCUCACAUCCAUGGUACAAGUUUCAACAGAUGUGCACAACAAAGGGUCACCUGUCUUAUGGCAUGUCGGUAAUGAUGCUGCAUUGCUGCGGUCGGCAACCGUCUACAGCAUCUCAGGAGAUAUCGAUAAAGCUGCACUGGGGUCUGAAUCAAAUAAGCGCCAACUAAAGGAGACAUUCCUUCCUCCUGGACAGCUAACAACUACCUGAGGGACAAUACAAGAACUGAGCGCGAUGAGGGUAAAUCCGGACUCCUUUCCCACCAUCAGCAGAAGAACCGAAGGAGAAGAAGCGCCUGACCAAUGACCAGAACAGGGUGGAAGCUCUGACACCACAGCAGCUGGAGGACACAGACCACAGCAUGGACGCCUCACAGACUCCCACAACGUCUUCAGCCAGCUACUACAAGCGUGUGUGUCUGACGCAGACACCUGCUUAUGACAAUCAGCAAAGGAAAACAAGGACAGAGCAACAGCAGAGAAGACGUGCUCUGACACAGACACUGGUUCAAACAAUAGGAGAGGCUUCAGACGUGAUCGGCCCAAAAGAGCUGCACGUGAGGAUCCAGGAAAGGUCUGUCAUCGAGGAACAACUGUCCCAUUGAAAGGCUUCACCUACUGGCGCUCACAUCAGACUGAUGGUUGGGGAAGGAGGAAGGUGACGGUUCCUUUUCACGUGACGUACAAGACGGUACCGCAAACACACACACAAACAUUUCCACGCACACAAUGAAGAAACACGCUUAAAAUGAUGACAAACAGCUAAAUGACAACUGCUGCAUGACUUUACAGUCUGAUGGGUUCAAACUAUUUUAACUUGCAACAAAUUCAGUAAUAAAAUCCUUCAUGUUUCUAAAAAUACUUGUGGACUUGUGCACAAUAUAGGUUUGUCUGGCCAGACUGUAGAAAAACAAAACAGACUGUAGAAAAAACAAAGAAACAGACUAUAGGAAGACUGAGACUGACUGAAACAGACUAUUAAUGACUAUUAAAGGGAAGACGACUAUUAGAGAAAAGUAAUAAUAAUUACUGUACGUACCAGACUAUUAAAGAAAAAUUUACUCUUUCACUGUCUUGUGCAACAUCUGCAGCAAGACACCUUAACAUUCAUUUUUGCUUUCAAACUUAUGGCCAGUUAAAUUUUUAGGAAGAGAUCUCAUGUAAAUUAGGUAAUUGAUUGAUUUCCACUCCAGACGGAGUGCAGGUUACAUCUACAGACAUUCUAAAUAAUCCCUCUUUUGUUGGUGUUAACUUCAGCUCAGCUGUGCUCUUAUCGGUGGCUGCUGAGGGGGGGGGGGCUGUAACUGAGGCCCUCACACAGGCUGCAUCACAGCUUGUUUAUGAUUUCACACACACUCAAACUGACCGCAACUUCCCUCUUUUGGGAUGAACACAGGUCUGCGCUUGCGAUUUCUUUUACUAACGAACAAAAAGAUUUUUGAUGUUUAUUCUACAGUUCCACAUGUCCCUCUGUGAAAACAUGAUGGAGACAGAUGCAGGACGUGGGUCCUUUCGUGAACAGAUGUCAACGGGGUGGAGACUGGUGAACGACUUCUGACCCCAUGUGACGUAUUUACCCACAUUACAGGCUUUUGUUUUUAUUUUUAUUUUUCAGAGGACGCUCUGACCCAACACUCAGCCUUACAGGAAGCCCUGCUUCCCUGUGGCUCACACACAUAUGAUGUAGGUUUGAUCAGAGGAUGUGAACCAGUGGUCAUCACGACUAAAUCUGACCAUGAAUUCAAACAACAGCCUCUUGAAAGAAGCCAUAGAUGGCGUUACUGCAGACACCACUAAGAUACUGAAACAUUGGAUGCUACAGGCCACAAAGAGAGCCUGUCUAAAUUACAGUUUGUUCAGACAAAGGUUAUUUUUCUGGGUCAUUGUAAAUACAGCUGAUGGCAAAUCCGUCUCACCCAACUGAGUUGAAGCAAUUUGAAACCUGCCUAAACCGUGCACGUAUAAACAGCUGAUGUCUUUUCUAGGUCUUUGUUCUUAUUGUAGAAACUUUGUUCCAACUUUUACUGUCUUUGAGGCCCCACUCAGGGUUCUGAUGCAGACGUCUUCAUCGUCCACUUCUUGUCUCACGUGGACGUCUGAGGCUGAACAACGUUCACUGACCUCAUGCUUGCUCUUCAUUCGGCUCCUACUUUGGGUCUUCCUGAUCUGACCCUACGCGACCUUUCACUCAAACAGUGGAUGAGAAAUCAGGUUGUACGACUUCUGUUCUUUUGUCCUUAUACUGUUUUUGAUUCUUUUGGAAUAGAUCACAUCUUUCUACAGCCCGAUGGCUUAGAUGCAACACCACCUUGCUCAACAUGCUGAACGUUACUAUCAAGAUGCCGUCUGGUGCUUUGCUAAGACACUACUCUGCUCAGGCUGCAGAGUUGAUCGCGUUGACUGAAGCUAGUAAACUAGCAGAAGGAAAGUCUGUUACCAUCUACACAGACUCUACAGAUGCUCUGUGGAAGCAUAGGAAGCUUUUGAAGUCUGAUUGCAAACCUAUCUCACAUCAUGAUUAGGUUACUGCUUUGCUGGACGCUGUCCUGCCACCUACAGCUAAUGCUGUUUUUACAUCAUCAGUGACGACUUUGUUUGUGCCGACAUGCAGCUGUAGACGCUGCUGCGAAGGUCGCUGCCCAACAACCCCUCCCUCUCCUGAUCCUUGUUCCCUCUCAUCGUUUCCUCUCCUCAUCCUCGUUUCCUCUCCAAUUCUCUCUACCUCUCCUUCUCUCUCUCCCUGUGCUUUAAACAUUUUCUACCUCACAGGAACGCAGACUCUGGCUGACGAAUGGUUCCACCUGUAGCCACUGAGUCUGGUUUGGGCCUGAUGACAAGCCGUGCCGCCCAAACACCUUUUCCCCAUAAUUCAGAUUUCCCAACAGGUAAAAGCAGGCGACAGGACCAUUUCACCAUCCAACCAGGGGACUGGGCGAUCGUUAAGGAGUUCAGGAGGAAGCACUGGGACUCCAAACAGUGGCGAGGCCCCUUCCAGGUCCUUCUGACGACCAACACGACUGUAAAGAUCACAGAAAGAGCGACUUGGAUCCACUCCAUCCAGGAAGGUCCCAGAUCCAACAGACGACCCUACAUCUACAUCCCACGAAGAAAACCACCACUGACAUAAAGAACUGAGAAGGACGACCCUCGCUGUGCUCACACACGCACUGAGGCGAGGCUGCGUUGACCGUUCAGCUAAAGGUGUGAGCCAAGCGCCGCCUGAAGCUGCACCGGGGAAUCACACUAUCAGACCAUACAUCUACACACACGCUCCUGAGAAAACACACACACGAGCAGCCUUGAGUUGCCGACGCUGGACGACGUGUAGACUCUUCACAUCACGGGAGUGACAGUGACUCAGACGACAUUGGGAGGAAACCUGGCGGUGAUAACGAAUCCCAAGUGUCUCUGUGAUCAGCUGAUCACAACCUGAAGAACCUCAACGAACUGUCAAUACUUCAACAUACAGGUUGGAAACAAUCUAACGCUGCUGUUCAACAGGAAGAAGCAGAUUGUUACGAGACAUCACAUGUAACCUUGUUGUGUUAGACUUCAUUUUAUGUUACUCUGAUUAUUGCCUUUAUCGUAUGAUGUUUCCUUGUAACUUUACACAACAACAACACUGAGUUUAAAUAUCCUAAAGUUGAUUUGGUGUUUAAUUUGCUCACAAUCACUUUAUUCACUGCUACAAAAAAAUUUUUAUCCUUCAUCUACAGAUGAAAGACAACACAAGCGGAAAUAUGCAUCAUCAUUCUGGUUAAAUCCCUGAUUCUCUUAUUCGCUCUAGACGCAAAUGUACAAUUAAAGAUCCGAAAGCACAAAAUCUAUCUUAAGAUUAUAUGAAACAGAACCCCACCGGAAACCUAUGGCUAUCAUAGAUUAAUUGUCUUUAUUACAUUACAAUUGAAUGGCCGUAGACAUGUUGUUAGCAGAGAAAAGAGGCCUUUGUGUUAUGUUUGGAGAGGCAUGUUGUACUUACAUCCUGAAUAACACUGAUUCUAAUGGUAUUGUGGCGAAGGCGCUCCACGGCCUUCAGAAUCUCAGCUAACUCUGGUAUAGAUUCCUCCUCUUAGAAUUGGCUAGACGAAAUGUCUGGAAAAUGGAAAAUCUUUUCUCAUGUCCACAGCUGUUUCCUUUAUAAUUGAGAUGGCUGUGAUUCUCUUGUUUGGUUUUUGCGUUAUCCCACUGGUUAGAGGUCUCAUCAUGCGUGCGACCCCAGCAACACUCUCGUAUCAAAUGACACAAUGCACUACGUUCAAAAACCCCAACUCUAAUUCACGUAAUGACUUUGACAAUGGUCUUAGGCUAUCUGACCACAUAAUAUAAUCUGAUACAAAUAUGAUUAUGAGCUUAUUUUCUUCACAUGCCAAUACAGAGGUUAUUCUUGUAUAACUACCCACAAAAACAGCUCCCAACCUUUUGUCCCUAAAUUACUUGCAUUUUAUAUGGAGGUGUAUUUUGAAUCUUGAUGAGUUAAUAGCCUUAUAGUUUCAUUUGCAAGGAUAUUUUAUUAUUACAGAAUGUGAUGUUGACAAUUUUUUUUCUUUUAUGGUUUGAUUAUUGUGUAAUCAAAAGGGGGGAGUGUUAUGGGAAAAAUUGUCUCUUCCUUAUUUCUAUGUGUCUUCCUUAUUUCUAUGCAUUUCUAUGCAGUUAUUAUACGAGUUAUGACUUAUGUCCUGCAAUUAAUAUCUUAUGUUUUGUCUUACUGUAUGCAUUUGACAUUUCACCUACAUUGUUCAAUGGUUGUCUCUGCCUGAUAGACUCUCAACUCUAGCUCCCAAACCCAAGGUCGGGGAGUUGUGUCUCUGUCUGUUGAGACUUGGUGCUCCUUUCUCACAGAUAGUUGGACGUCAGCGAUGCAGGUGUGAGAAUGUAAAUAUCUUCACACACACUGCGACAGGGAGGAGAUGGUGCAUGUAAUUUGAUUGAGUUAGAAAGACAGUCCACCCUAGUCGGACAGAGGAGCUAAAAGGCAGAAGCAGCUUGAAGAUCGUGGGCUCUUUGCAUCACACCUUCGUGGUGUGUGCACUGAUCUCCCCAGCUGGUUUUUGGUUUGUUGAUGUGCACUAUCAACAUCCAUGCUUUUUAUUUGCUUUCCCCAUUAUUUUUAUUUUCUUUAUUAUUUCAAUUAAUCGCACAAAAGGACAACUCUCUCUCAUCUACUUCUUUAUGGAAAAUUUCCACCACAAGUCCCUUUGAUGUGUUAGGCAGUUUUUAUCAUUGUUGCUGAUAAGACUGAUCACUGUGGUGUUUUCUGUAUCAAUAAAUCCCCUAAACACGAA